Aspergillus homomorphus CBS 101889 is the source of this 468-nucleotide messenger RNA. RefSeq lists its product as uncharacterized. The annotation marks the transcript as partial. The record is from RefSeq and is a predicted model, not a curated record. The transcript is spliced from 3 exons. NCBI's taxonomy places the organism in Eukaryota, Fungi, Ascomycota, Eurotiomycetes, Eurotiales, Aspergillaceae.
GUUGUUGGAAUACAAUACUACCAUAUUGCAAAGAUCAUUCUGGCAUUUGCCAAUUAUUCGAGUUCUGUCCCCGGUGCAGAGAACUUCAGGCUAUCCCGAAAUACUGAGAAAACUGUCAGGCACCACCUCUUCAUGGUCCUUGGCUUGGCCAAAUCUAACCCCAAAGCUGAGAGCACUCUUUUCACUGCGGUAUGGGGUUGGGUCAUUCGACGUAAAGAGGAUCAGGAAGCCGCCGAUGCUCUUUUGACAGAGAUGGAAACCAGGACUGGCUGGGAUGUCACACAGUCUAUCCAAGCUUUACGACAGCAAUGGGCAGGCGAUGAUUCUGAUUGCUAAGACAAUGCUCGGAGUCCAGCCGAGUGUAAUCUUCCCAAAUUGAUCAUGAGAUGCAUCCCAAGUAGUAUACUAAGCGAUGUGCUACGACUGCGUGAAGAUAUUCGCAUUACUGUGAAAGCUUGAGGUCAUCCA